Molecule: messenger RNA, 2774 nt
Organism: Labrus mixtus (cuckoo wrasse)
Lineage: Eukaryota; Metazoa; Chordata; Actinopteri; Labriformes; Labridae
Gene: pcca
Product: propionyl-CoA carboxylase subunit alpha
Exons: 23
Coding region: 31-2166 (711 amino acids)
Cellular component (GO): mitochondrion
Molecular function (GO): propionyl-CoA carboxylase activity; ATP binding; metal ion binding
Source: RefSeq, a predicted model, not a curated record
GGCAAGGUUGAUCGUCCCAAUUUCAUCAACAUGGCGGCGCACUGGCUUUCUCCAUCACUGAACAGGCUCCUGUUUGGUUUAAAGAAUGCGUCCUUCCAGUACAGAUGCUGUGCAGUGCACAGCAAAGCUCAGUAUUCUACUGUUUACAAUUCUUCUGAAAAGACCUUUGAUAAGAUCCUCAUUGCCAACAGAGGAGAAAUUGCUUGCAGGGUGAUCAAAACUUGUAAGAAGAUGGGCAUCCAGACUGUAGCUGUUCACAGUGAUGUGGACUCCAGUGCUGUUCAUGUAAAAAUGGCUGAUGAAGCACUGUGUGUUGGCCCUGCCCCGACAAGUAAGAGCUACCUGAACAUGGAUGCAAUCAUGGAAGCCAUUAGAGUCACUGGAGCACAAGCUGUUCAUCCUGGUUAUGGAUUUCUCUCUGAAAACAAAGAGUUUGCAAAACGGCUGGCAGCAGAUGGUGUGGCUUUCAUUGGCCCAGACACUCAUGCUAUCCAGGCAAUGGGGGACAAAAUUGAGAGCAAGCUGAUUGCUAAGGCUGCAAAGGUCAACACAAUCCCAGGAUAUGAUGGAGUUGUUAAGACCGCUGAGGAAGCUGUAAAGAUCGCACAAGAGAUCGGCUACCCAGUGAUGAUCAAAGCAUCUGCAGGAGGAGGGGGGAAAGGAAUGAGGAUUGCUUGGAAUAAUGAGGAGACAAGGGAAGGUUUCCGAUUCUCUUCCCAAGAGGCAGCUUCCAGCUUUGGAGAUGACAGGCUGCUCAUUGAGAAAUACAUAGAUAACCCUAGACAUAUAGAAAUACAGGUGCUGGCUGAUAAACAUGGCAAUGCUCUGUGGCUGAACGAGAGGGAAUGUUCCAUCCAGAGGAGGAACCAGAAGGUGGUGGAAGAAGCUCCAAGUACUUUCCUCGACUCAGUGACACGACAGGCCAUGGGUGAGCAGGCAGUGCAGUUAGCCAAGGCAGUGCAGUACUCCUCUGCUGGCACUGUGGAGUUCCUGGUUGAUUCUACGAAGAACUUCUACUUUCUUGAGAUGAACACACGGCUUCAGGUGGAACAUCCCAUUACAGAGUGCAUUACCGGCCUGGACCUGGUGGAGCAGAUGAUCAGGGUUGCUAAGGGUUACAGACUCCAGCAUAAACAAGAGGAUAUCCCAAUAAAUGGCUGGGCCAUAGAGAGUCGUGUCUACGCUGAGGAUCCUUACAAAUCUUUUGGACUUCCCUCCAUUGGCCGUCUAUCUCAAUACCAAGAGCCGGUCAACCUCAGCAAUGUCCGUGUAGAUAGUGGGAUCCAGGAGGGAAGUGACAUCAGUAUCUACUAUGAUCCCAUGAUCUCUAAGUUGGUUACCUAUGGAGCAACACGACUUGAAGCCCUUUCCAGGAUGGAGGAGGCUCUGGAUAACUAUGUUAUUAGAGGUGUAACCCACAACAUCCCCCUCCUGAGAGAAAUCAUCACACACCCUCGUUUUAUCUCCGGUGACAUCAGCACCAACUUCUUGCCCGAGGUUUACCCUGAUGGUUUCAAAGGUCACCAGCUAGAGAAGGAAAAUUGCAGGGAGCUGUUGGCCUCAGCAGCAGCAAUCCACAUCACUGCUCAGCUCCGUUCACAGAAGGUCCUGGGCAACCUAAGGGUAUCCUCCACCCCUAUGGAAUGUAGCAACUGGGAAAUGUGUGUGGAGCUGGGGGAUGGAUGCUAUUCUAUGGAGGUCACCAAGUCAGGAAAUGUGUAUACAGUGGAGGUGGAUGGAGGAGUGGUGGAAGUCAAAGGAGAGUGGAAUCUGGCAUCCCCACUGCUGCCACUCACCAUCAAUGGUACCCAAAGAAUGCUUCAGUGUCUGUCCAGAGACUCUUCUGGAAACAUUGUCUUGCAGUACCUGGGCACAUCGUUUAAGGUUCGUGUACUAUCCAAGUUGGCAGCAGCGUUGAACUCCUUCAUGCCAGAGAAAAUUCCAGAAGAUACAAGCAGCAUAUUGCGUUCGCCAAUGCCAGGCACAGUGGUGGCUGUGUCUGUCAAGCCAGGAGAUACGGUUGCAGAGGGUCAGGAGAUAUGUGUGAUUGAAGCCAUGAAGAUGCAGAACAGUUUGACUGCUGUCAAGCAAGCAAAGGUCAAGAGCGUCCAUUGUAGGCAAGGGGAGACAGUGGGGGAGGGAGACCUUCUGGUAGAGCUCGAGUAAAACAUAACCUGUAGCCUUUGAUGUGUGAGCGGAUGAGCUGACAGAGGAAGACCCAAGAAGAAGCUUUUCAAACACUGGACAAUGACAGAUCAUCUUUUUAUGCCAGUGGUCAGUCUCCACAUGGACCCCCAGCAGAGUUGAGUUUCCCUGAUGGCGACUCAGAGCUCAGCUGUAUCAGCUGUUUCAAUGUGUCUUCUCUACAUAGUGGAUUCCUUUACAUUACUUUGUUUGAUGCAAUUUUCUGAGUUUUUCGUUGGUGCUAUUUUUUCUGUAUCUGAUUUUUGGUCAGUUACAAAAAAUGAAAAAAAGUUGGGUUUUUUUCCUUUGUCAAUAGUUUUGGUUUAUGUCGCAAAGUUUUGUGAUAUAAACAUGUAUAUCCACAAAACAUAUCCACAUUUAUCCACAAAUUAAUUCACAUACAAUGCAAGUACAGAUGAUUUUCUGUGACUUAACCACAAAAAACCUUCCAUUAACCUCUAUUAUACUGAAGUAGAGACAAAAGAGACACAAAGCCAAAAGUAUUUGUAUAGCUUGAAAAAAAAAUGUCUGUAGCAAUUUGGUUGCACAUACUGUACAUACAACCAAUAAAGGGCUCCUGGUUUUCCACA